Molecule: messenger RNA, 1536 nt
Organism: Haliotis rubra (blacklip abalone)
Lineage: Eukaryota; Metazoa; Mollusca; Gastropoda; Lepetellida; Haliotidae
Exons: 12
Coding region: 24-1403 (459 amino acids)
Source: RefSeq, a predicted model, not a curated record
GUAAUUCAGCACUGUGUGCGUAGAUGUCGAAUGAAAUGGAGGUUGUCCUUCUGUUCUGUUUACUUCCCCUUCUGACCAUCGCUGCUGACAAUGGACAACACCAAGAUUGCCCCGAAGGCUGGAUAGUGGUGAACAGAAAGUGCUACAAGCUUGUGGAAGAAGCAGUUGAUAGAGACACGGCAUCUUCCAGAUGCGAAUCCCGCUUUGGUGCUAAGUUAGCAGUCAUUGAGAGCGAGGAAGACAAUACUGGAGUGAAAGAUCUGAUCCAUGGUCACGGGAACGCGUGGAUCGCUCUAUAUUGGACUGGCCGAUAUUUUAGGUGGGACCAAACAGAUCAGUAUCAUUUGGGAUUUGCAAACUGGCAGGGAUCUCGCCAUGGUAGAAGGUCCAGAAAACACUGCACAAAGAUACUCGACACCGGGAUUUGGAAUGCCGAGUAUUGUCAUGUAGAAUACCCCUAUGUAUGUUUCAAAAAAGCUGUGUGUAAGCCUGGAUGGACGGGACAUUACUGUGAGCGCGAGUGUCACUGCUACGCGGGCUAUCUCUGUAAUGGAACCGAAGCUUGUCCGUAUGGGUGCGAACCAGGAUACAGCGGAGAUAUGUGCGAUGAAUAUCAAGUGAAAACUACAGUGUCCUCUUACUGCAUCAAGAAAAGGGGAGGAUAUUACUCUCUGAUGGUCUUCUUUCCCUGGUUGGAUGUUCUCGCCUUCCGCAGAAUGGGGGCUGUGGAUGCUGAUGGCGAGAUUAGUCCCAGCUGUGCCAACAGUAGAUUUGACAAAAGUCUGAGAUGGGAAACUCGCUUACGUGUUCAGAUUCACAACGAGUCAGGAGUCUUGAAACCAGACUGCCCUGCACAGACAGUCGGUGACGGAAUCCUGCAGUGGACCUUCAGGCUUCAGAAGCAAGAAGAGGUUGUGUCCUUUGAAGAUCAGGAAUAUCAAGUCCAGUGUGAUCUGUCUGAAGCUGAUGCCGUAUACGCUGCCGAGAAAGUUGAGAUAGAGGAUCUUCGCGAGAGGUCAAUAACAGUUGCUACACAGACAAGGGUCAAUAUCUGGACAUACCUGGCUUCCACGGAUACACUGACACCGGUGACUAACCUCAGCAUUGGUGUCCCCGUCAGACUGGUCGUCACGCGUCCUCAAGAGGAUAAUAUAGUCAAUCCGUUGUUUCAUCCGUGGAACUGUCAAGCUGCAUCUCCAGAUGGAAAGGUUGCUGUACAACUGACUGACGCCCACGGAUGUUCUCGGAAGAAAGUCAUGGGCUUUGGACGACUUAACGAGACCUCUGGUGUGCACCAGUCGGGGAUAUUUCCAAUGUUUCAGUUGAGGGGGUACUCUAAGGUGGUGUUUUAUUGUGCUCUUGUACCUUCGCUAAGGCCAUAUAAUGAGCAUGUCUGUACAUAGCAGAUGAAAGGUCAACGCCAGUGUAGUGAAAACAUGAUUGUCACUCAUACACUAAAGGUGAUGUAAAUGUACAUACAUACAUACAUACAUACAUACAUACAUACAUACAUACAUACAUACAUACACACAUACA